AUGCUCCCUCAGCCUCUUAUCUUUGAGAUUGUUUCUUAUCUAUCCUUACCUGACCUGUUUACAAUGGCCCAAGUUAAUAAGUCUUUCAAUAAAGCAGCUGAGACUCCUUCACUUUGGAAAAGGGAAUUUCUGAAAAUAUGAAUUCAAGAUGACGGCUUAAACUCUCAACUAGACUACAAUACCCACCGCUAUUGGAAACAAUUGUGUAUAAAAGGACUUAAAUCUCAAAAUAAUUGGAAAAAACUACCUGGACGGCUCUUCACGCAUGCUGAAAUUUCUCUCCUUUAUAAUGAGCUCCAAGGCGUAUUAAAAUCUCCUGCAAUCCCUAUUAUUUCAUUUCGCAGAGAUAUAAACACUUUCCCAACUUUAUUGCAGGACAUAUUCGGAAAUCCUCAGGAUCAACAUUCAGAAGAUAUGGAUAUAGACACCAUUCAGACCUUUGAAGAUUAUUUGAAUUCUGCAGGGAAUUGCUUGUGCGCUGAAAUUCGGAAUGCAUCAGAUUUAACCUUAUUAGCCGCUUCUAGAUGGAACUUGAUAUCAACUGAUGCCAUUUGUGAAGAAAGGCCUAGUGACAGCUCUGAAUCAACCUGUGACACUGAUGAAGAGGUUUCAUGCAAAUUUUCUUAUAAAAGCACCAAAAGCUUUUUAUUGGAAUUUUAUAUUUGUCUGAAAAAAUCAAUUGAACUGUUUUGUGAAGGGAUUUCAUAUUUUUUGUUAGAAAGUAAUGAUAUUUUGAAUGAUUAUUUGCAAGUGUGGAAUAAUUUUGCAGCUUCAGCUAAAAAUGCCAAUGAAUUAUUUUAUCCUUUGGUAGAAAUGAUAAAUGAAGUUUAUGAAGCUAAAUUUGGAGAAGUUUUGGAUGCUCCGAGAAUGAGUUUGAUAAGAAUGAUGAUUGCUGGUUGGAGAAGGAUUGUUUUUGAAAGAGUGCAAGAAAAAUUGAUAAGUCAGAUAGUGAAAAUGAUUGAAAGUGUAAGGAAAUUGAUUUUUGAAGGAAAAGUGGAUUAUUUGGCUGUAGAUAGUUUAAAGAGCAUCGUAGAUGCAAUUAUGGAUAUUAGCUUGAAUGAACUUACAGUAUACUUUAAAAGCCAUUCUAAAUUGCAGUUGGAAGGGCCAUAUUUGGCUCUUCAUGAAGAAAUUUUAGCAGCAUCAUUUGAUAGUUAUUCUGAACUUGCUUUACAACCACUUGAUCUGGCAGUAUUUUUUGAAAAAGAGAGCAACCUCUUAUUUUCUUUCCUACCGAAUUCUACAAUAUGCAUGCUAAAUGAGCUAAAAAUCAAGAUUUUAAUCAAUAAUCUUCAAAAAUCUCUUUCUAAAGAGUUCCUAUUAUUCAAUCAAGCCCCAUUUGCAGCCUCUCAAAAAUACAAUUCAAAUGAAAUCACAGCCUUUUUAUAUGCAAUUGAUCCAAAUCCUUCUAAGAUCUCAUCAUUUUUGGAUUUUUGCUUCGGUAACGAAAAAUUAGUAAAAAUUACCCAAAUGCUUGAGUUUCUAACGGAUAAUCGACAAAAAAGUAGGUUUUUUCUGCUGCCUUUUUACCUUCAAAAAGAUGGAAAAGUUUUUUUCCUAUUAUUUUUUCCAAGAAAAAACAUCAAUGGUUUUUUUUAAAAAAAGUAUAUAAGAAAAACCUACUUGUCUAUUUUUUAGGUAAAAACCUCUUUUUGAAAAAUAUUUUAUCGGGAUCAAAUUAUUUUAGCUGGAGAUUUGGCUUUAAAUAUCUAGUAUUAAAAGACUUGCUGUAAUCUUAAUGUAAAGCCUAAAAAUGUAAGCCAAAUGAAAGAAAAAAAAUUUCACUGCAUCCUAACCAAUAUAUUUAUUUGACCGUCAAUUUGUUUUUAUCCAAAAAUCGAAUUAAAAGACCCCCCUUUUUGCGAAGCAUUAUCGGGAUCUAAUUAUUUUAGCUAGAGAUUUAACCUUAAUUUAAUAUGUCAAGACUAGCAGCAAUCGAAAUUCUAAAGCCUACAAAAUAUAAGUCAAAUAAAGAAAGAAAUAGCAUUGUUCUGAAAAAUUCAUCUAUCAGCUUAGUCUUAGUUAAAUUUAUAAAGUAGCUUCCGGCCAGGACCGAAGGUCCUUGCUUGCUUUCCUUGCCCUGCUCCCAGUGUGCACCUAAGUGCCACAGGCUACUACUCAGCUCCUUCCGGCCAUGGGACUUGGUCAUGCUAUCCCGGAAGUAGGCGGACAGGGUCACCGUGCUUCACGUCGUCAGACUAGGGUUAGAGCUAAGGAUUAACUCCUUACUCUCCCCCCCCUCCAUGAGUGAACAAAAAAAAUUUUGUUCACUCACGGAGGGGGGUUAAUUUUUUUUUUAAAAAAAAAUUUAUAUAUAAAUUUUAUAAAAAAUAUUUUUUUUCGAAAUUUAAAAAAAAUCCUAAUUCGCAAAAAUUGGAAAGCAAAUAUUAAUUCAAUUUAUAAAAUUUAUGUUUUAAAAAGCAAUUCGUUUAAAAUUAAACAGAUUAGCUCUAUAUUUCAUUAUACUAAUUAUCAUUUAUAUAUUAAAAUUUUUUUCCAUAAAAAAUUUUUCUAUUAAAAAAAAAUUUUGGUUCACUCACGGAGGGUGGGUUUUUUGGGCAAAAAAUAGCGAUUUUUCUAAUGGUUUUGUUCACUCACGGAGGGGGGGGAGUUAGCUCUUGUCGACUCCUGCCAUGCCCUCCAAAUUGGCACUAGCAGUCCCUAGAGGAAAAACCCUUUUUGCCCUGUGUCCUAUCGGGACGACCCUAGGAUCGUCGUUGCUGGAAUGGGAGGGAAACCUAGCCGGACACAAACUACCAGUACCCAUUCCAGACCUUUCCCUGGGCGGAUUGGCUUCAGGCCGCAGCAAGGUCCCCAAUCUCGCCACAGUUCCGGGAGAGGACGGGUCGGUGUCGUCGCCCAUUUUAUUUGUGUUUUCAUCUAUCAGCAAUAAAUAGAAAACUCUAAAGACUAAUAAUUAAAGAUUUAGAUAUUAGAGCUUAAGGUUAAAUCUCCAGCUAUAUAAUUAGAUAUCGAUAAAUGCUUAAAAAAAUUUUUUCCCUUGAAUCACGGAAUCAUUGACUUUUUUCUAGAAAAAAAGGAAAAAACUCUCCAUCAUUUUUGACGGUAAAAAGGCAGUGUAGGAAAAAAUCUACCUGGGGGUUUUUUUUCUUGAUGACCCAUUUCUAACUCACCUUUUUAAGAUUAAGAUUAAGAUUAAAGAGCAUAAGAUCUACCAGAUUUGAUGCCUCUGCACGCUUGUGACCACCAAUUCUGCUUACCGGGAUAGCUUAUUUCCCUAAACCCAUCAACAGUGGCCUACUCCCAGGAUCUGAGGCUUGCACCGUGUCCUUAGGUCUCGAUGGGUUAGAAAGACCCCCUGCUGCUUCACGUCUUGUGGGUGCUAUGGAGCCAAAGGUUAGCACGAUGCCUCCUGUAGCCCACCUUGAGGAAGAUUGACAGCCAGGAAAAGAAGAAACCACGGCAUUCUGGAACCGGCAGGAAAAGACCCCGUAGUCCAAAAACUAUACGGAUAGCUAAUACCCAGACAGGAAUAAUCAGCUGAUUGCCAAGGCUGCCCAACCCUUACGGCCCCUCUAGGCAAGCUAAGGGAUAGGAUUAAAAGGUUGGAAUAAAGUUAUAUUUUUGCGUUCAAAGUGGUGCGUUGUAGCAAGGACAUACUUUGUCACCACCAUAUUAAUUAUAUUCACCUCUUUAAGGGAGAAUUAUUCUUUUGAUCGCUUUUAAACAAUGGUUUUUUGGAAAAAUUUAUAUGCUUUUUUUUGUAAUUAAGAAAAAAAGAAAAUCUAAUCUAAUGUAUAAAUUUGUUUAAAAUACAAACUGUCGAAAAUUUAAAGGAUUAGAUAGAUCUCAUUAUUAUUACUAUAAUAUAUAAAACACUUUAUUAAAAAAAUUAUAUAAAAAUUGGCUUCUCCUACUUAUAUGUUUUGCUCGCUUUUAAAGGAGGAGAAUAAGCAAAAAUCCUUAUGAUGAAACAAUAAUUGAAGAAGAUUUAAUCAUAGAGCGAAGAGCCACUCUUGCAGGAAUUCCUAUAAAUAUACAACCAGAAAAGCUUUUUUUAUUUUCAACUUGCCAAGACCUGACAUAUCCUCAGUUAAAAAAUAUUUUAAAAGCAUAUGCAGUUUAA
Molecule: messenger RNA, 4087 nt
Organism: Blepharisma stoltei
Lineage: Eukaryota; Ciliophora; Heterotrichea; Heterotrichida; Blepharismidae
Source: the annotation of a GenBank genome assembly